Messenger RNA from Saccostrea cuccullata (small rock oyster), 3965 nucleotides. Its product is annotated as ankyrin-3-like. Bases 52 to 2226 code for a protein of 724 amino acids. The transcript has 10 exons. Gene Ontology annotation, molecular function: protein binding. Gene Ontology annotation, biological process: intracellular signal transduction. The record is from RefSeq and is a predicted model, not a curated record. NCBI's taxonomy places the organism in Eukaryota, Metazoa, Mollusca, Bivalvia, Ostreida, Ostreidae.
AAAACGCAGAGGGGUUCCGAAAAUAAACACAAGUAAGAUAACUCUUGCGCCAUGACUGACAAUGGUGAACUACGAAUUCGCGAUAGAUCGCAAGAUAAAUCUCGGAACGGAUUUGAAAAAAGAGAAAAGAGGAGGAGAAUUCGAAAGCUUCAAGAUGCGAUUCUUCAAAGAGACCAAAUAAAAAUACAGGAAUUACUAGAAGAGGAUUUUGAAGUAGAUUUUCAGUAUAGGGGUCAGACAGCUCUUCAGCUGGCCGUGAAAGAAGGCGAAUACAAAAUAUGUCAGAAACUGAUGGAGAAAGGGGCAAAUGUCAAUGUUUCUGAUGCUCAGAAAAACAGCGUACUGAACACAGCCUGUUGGAAAGGCCUCACAGAUAUUGUAAAAUUACUAGUCAAAAGCGGAGCAGAUCUCAAUGCUCAAAAUGAUCACGAAUCUACCCCACUGUACACCGCAGCUUAUAAAGGGUAUCUGGAUAUUGUCAGUGUCCUAGUGGAUUCACAGUGUGACCUUGACCUUCCGAAUGCUCAAUGUCAAUCCCCGUUACAUGCAGCAGUGAGGAAUGAACAUGUUGGGUGUGUCCAGAGGCUAGUUGAUGCUGGAUGUGACAUAAACUUCAUUGAUACAGAUUUCAAUUCACCUCUCAUGGUGGCAAGUGAAUUAGGUUUCACAGAAGUGGCUAGAAUUCUUCUUGAUAAAGGAGCAAAAGUCAAUUUAAAGAAUAGAUCCAGUGAAACAGCAAUUUUAUUGGCUGCCAAUGAAGGCCAUAGUGAUAUCAUUAAAGAACUGGCCAAUCACAGAGCUGAUGUCAAUUUAACUACAACUAGUGGCAAGGUACCUCUGAUAGAGUCUAUAUCAGGAUCUCAUUGGAACUCAGCCACAGCCCUAAUACAGGCUAGAGCAGAUGUCAACCAAACAGACAAACACAAACAAGCUCCAAUUCAUGCUGCAAUCAGACAAGUGUCUAGUGUGUUUGGUCGGGAGUUUGACCGGCAGGCUAUGGAGAUUGUGAAGGAGUUGAUCAACAGAGGAGCAGAUAUCAAUAAGCAGGACUCCCAGGGCUGGACACCGCUGUAUCAGAGUGCUUAUGCAGGAAACUUAGAGUUAUCUACCCUGUUGUUAGAUCGGAAGGCAGAUGUAAACAUAGCCACCAGCUCCGGCGAUACAGUUUUACAUGCUGGGGUCUAUGGAAACAAUGGCACACUUGUGGAUUUGUUGAUAGCUGCUGGUUGCAGAGUGAAUGAAGUCAACAAGAAAGGGGAAAGUCCCUUGUUUUCAGCAAUUUUGUCGAGAGUCAACAUCAAGAUUAUCAAAGCCUUGAUCAGUGCUGGGAGUAACCUGGAUUUGAAGGAGAAAACCCAGCAACUGACGUCACUCCAUGAAGCCAUAAUUCAACAUUACACAGAAGCUGCCCUCCUCCUCAUUAACUCAGGUUGUGAUGCCAAUGCCAGAAAUGCUAGAGGCCAGACCCCCCUGUACACGGCCUGUGAGAAAGGUAACGUACAGGUGGUAGAGCAGCUCCUGUCCCUCCCCAUGGUCAGUACCAAGGGGACAAAGGCUUCCACCAUCCCCCUCCACAUAGCUACGGUCAACAACUUCUCCCACAUCGUACAACAGCUGAUUGAUGCCAACUGUGACAUACAUGUGAUGAAUGAGAAAGGAUUGACUCCAAUUAUGUCAGCCACAAAUGAGAACAGUACAAGAGUCGCCAAGAUUUUAAUCAAGAAUGGCUGUGACCUCGAAUCCCACUGUAGAGAGAAGAAAUUAAUGGUGUGUUGUCUCCUAUACCAGGACUCUCACCCUCAUUUUGAACUGGAGCCCCUAUUCUUAGCCCUCACUCACAAAAACAUCAAAUUAAUUCAACUGUACUUAAAAUGCUACAGUAAAAGACCAGGGCGUGUUAUCAAACUUUUAUCCAACAUUUUAAGGACUUCGCAGGAAUUAAUGACACACUUUUCUGCUGAGGAGAAAAAGGAAAUUUUGGAGAUUUUUUCAAAAAGUUUGAAGACGCCGCUAUCUUUACAAGAAAUUUGCCGUUGUCAUGUCAGGUUGUUUGUAAGGCAUCCUUUUCUUAAGAAUGUGGAGACAUUGCCUAUAGCUAGUAAAUUGAAAGACUACAUUAGGAUGGAAGAGGUUCUGAACAUCUCCAGUGAAGAUGAUGAUGAGGAAGAACUAAGGAAUGCUGGGAAAUUUACUUUUGUUGGCAGACAUUUGCCUUAUGAGUUGUAAAUACUCACUGUUGUUGAAAAGAGGAUUGAGUCUCUCUAAAACAUGAUUUUUUUGUUUGAAAUCCUUCAUCAGCUUUUUGACUUUGAAUUUUUGGCAUUCAUAUAUUUAUCCGAUAUUUACCCCUUUGUCCUGUGGAUAUUUUUUUGAUAUUCCACAGUUAAGUGUUCUGAUUAGGGAGUGCAUCUAUAUACUGUAAACCAAUUAACUUUCAUUCGCGACGACUUUAUUUUGCGAUUUACUACGGGGUAACUAUAGUUUGCGGCGAUUAAUUUUCGCGAUCAAGCCUUUGAAUCUGUUGUAAAUGGACACAGGGACUAUAAGGACGGGUUCGCGGGCGGGCAAGAAAUAUUCGUGACGAUAAGGCUCUCGCGAACCUCACGAAAAUUUCUCGCACACGAAUAAAAGUUGGUUUACAGUAUCAAAUAUUUGAUACAUAUCGAUAUUUAAGAAUGUAUCAUUUGGAAAAAAUAACUUCUAAUAUGUAUCUGAUAGGCAGAUUUUCUUAUAAUUCUGUGAAAAAGUUAGGAAUUUCAAUCAGCAAACGUUAUAUUUUUCACUGUUUUGAAUUAAAAUUGAUCAAUAAUGUUAUAAUUAUUAAGGAGAUAACACAUCUUAGAUAAAUAUUUUAAAGCACAUACACUUCUUUAUUUAACAUGUUGUUUUCACAGUCAUUAAAAGUUUGAAUUUGAAGUGUGUUUUGAUAUGACACUGAGACAAGAACUUCUAAAAAGGUUAUAAAAAAAAUAGUUUUUUUUAAUAUAAAAUUCAUGCAUUAAAUUAAUUAUAAGACUUUUUUAUAGACUUUUAAAGAAUCCAGUAUAUUGAAUAUAGCUUUAUAAAAUAUUGUAUUCUAUUGUAUCAAUUUUUUUUUGCUCAAUACACAGCCCUAUAAUUGUGAUGUCAUAAUGGUUUUUGCCCUAGCAUGAUGAAGUAAUAUAAAGUGGAGUCCUUUAUAAAAAAAAAGUGUAAAACAUUGAUUUUGAAGUAUUAAACAUGGGAUAAAAAGAAUCUCCAAUGAUUUGUAGUCUAUUAUGACUUUCAUCCAAAUCGUGUGUCGCCAAGGCUCGGGGAUAAAAAAAACACCCUCAAUUCGUUGGAUAAAAAUCAUAUCCUACAAAUCAUGGGAGAUCCUAUAUAUAUACACCACUUUUCAGUGACACUCAUUAUAAUACCAGUAUAUGAAGAUCUUCUGGGAUUUUCUUAAUGUUGGUUGUGAAUGCAUACUAUAAACGUUUACAAGAUAUCAUGCAUAGCAAAAGACAGAUAAAAUUUAGAAAAUUUUUAUAGCAGGAACAAAGAUCUCUGACAUCACAGAAGUUUCUUCUUGAAGUGGAUUACUAUAGUAUAUAUUAUAGAGCAUAAACUUUGGUACAAUUUAAAAAAAAUGAUGGCAAGGAAAAACUUAAAUGCAUGUUAUAGUAUUUUUAUAAUACAUUUUAUUUUAUUUAUUUUUAAUUUUAUUAUUAGUAUUAUUAUUUUUCUAUAAUGUUGAAUAUAGGAAGGAGAAAAAGCCUCUUAGUAUCUCACAGUUCAAUGUAAUUUCCUGAGAAAAUGGUCCUGAAAAAAAAAAUCACAAUUUUUGUUAGGUUAAUAUCUGGCUUUAAUUUUCCAUAAAUCUCUGGUUGAAUUUCUAGCUUUCAAGGCUCAUUUUUUAUGGAAAUUCAGUUAUGUACUUGCUUACAGCUGUUGCUUAUGUUUACUCUGUGGCAUUUUGAUGAUUAAAUACAUUCUACCUGGUA